AUGGAUAUCAAAUUCCUGAUGAUUCUCAUCCUGGGCUUCGGCUUUAUGUUCGUUUUUACGGCAUUCCAGACCAUGUGUAACAUUGAGAAAACCAUACUGGACAGUAUUUCCAAGGAGGAUGAGAACUUCAAGGGCGAGGGCUACACCAGCCUGGCCAUCAUCUACCUGUUCUUCUCGCUCUCCAACUGGCUGGCGCCCUCGUUUAUUUCGUUCACGGGCCCUCGUGUGGCAAUGGUCGUGGGAGCAUUGACCUAUACGGCUUUUAUGAUCACGUUCAUGUUCCCAUCGACGGUGUUGCUGUACGUGGGCAGCGCAGUGCUGGGACUUGGAGCAUCGAUCACUUGGACAGGGCAGGGAACCUACCUGGCGCGCUGCAGCGAAACAACCACCAUCUCCCGCAACUCGGGCGUCUUUUGGGCUCUGCUGCAGUGCAGCAUGUUCAUCGGCAACCUGUUUGUGUACUAUCAGUUCCAGGACAAAACCGUCAUCGACAAAGAGACCCGGAAUUUGGUCAUCGGAGUGCUUACAGUGAUUGCAAUUUUGGGUAUCGUUUUUCUUGCCGCCCUGCGAUUUAUGGCCGACAAUGCCGAGCACGACAACGAGCUAGAGCAGAAGCACACGGGAUGUGGACAGGCCAUGUAUGCUCUAAAGUCGGCCGGACAACUGUUCUGCACAAAGAAGAUGCUGCUCCUCAGUCUGGCCUUUUUCUAUACAGGACUGGAGCUAUCUUUCUUUAGUGGCGUCUUUGGUUCCGCCAUUGGAUUCACCACAAAAAUAGCCCAGACACCGAAAGAGAUCGUUGGCCUGGUUGGCAUUUGCAUUGGAGCCGGCGAAGUCUUUGGAGGCGGACUCUUUGGGAUACUGGGCAACAAGACAACCAGAUAUGGACGCGAUCCCAUCGUCAUUGCCGGCUAUGUGAUGCACAUGGCGGCCUUCUUUAUGACAUUCAUCAAUCUGCCGAACAGUGCACCGUUCAAAGAUACCAACGAUAUAUCCUACCUGGAUCCGCCUAGCGCCAGCAUUGCUCUGGUCUGUGCCUUCCUGCUUGGCCUUGGCGACGCCUGCUUCAACACCCAGAUCUACUCGAUGCUGGGCGGAGAGUAUGUGAACAAUGCGGUGGGAGCUUUUGCCCUGUUCAAGUUCACUCAGUCCGUGGCGGCGGCCAUCAGCUUCUUUUACUCCUCGCACUUUGGGCUGUAUGUCCAGCUGGGCAUACUGGUGGUGACCGGAACCAUCGGCACCAUCGCCUUCGUGUUCGUCGAGUGGGGCUUCAAGCGGCAGCACCGGGAGCAGGAGGCGCUCGAUAAGUAAUCAAUCCGUAAUCCCACCUAAUAAGGUAUUAGGACUAGGUCUAGCCACUUUUGUCCACGUUUGUUGAAUUCCUCGGAAGUGCGCUGGAUCCUUGCGACUGCGUCGUCUUCCUAGACAAUAACUGUUAAGUGUUGUUGUGCGCUAGCGUUGCUAUAUUGUACGUAAUGCGUAUUUUAAUGUUAGCAUUCCAAAACGUAAUUAUAAUCUAGUUGUCUAUGUUUUUAUAUGUGUGUAUUGUAAACAGUAUAUGUGCGUUUAUUUAUUUUAAGCAGCGAGUGUGCAAUUGUAAAUUAAUAAUUAAAGCGACAGAUUUUGAGUAUUAGUAAGGAAAACAGCUGUGCAAAACUAUUGUGCGAGUGCUGAGUUAAAUUGUAGAUGACGUUUUUCACAGCUGUAAAACGUUGCUUUAUUUCAGUUGCAACGUGAAGCUGUUGAAAAGAGCAAAAAAUACGUAAUCAUUUAGAGAAAUUUACAGACUUGAAAAUGCUCAAGGAAUUUAAGCGAUUUACUUGAUGGCGUGCACGUUAUUUAAGAAGCACUGCGCAGGAUUAUGCUAAAAUUAAGUUAAACCCCGCAAAUCAUUCGAAAUUUCUAUGUUUUUGGCUUACAUUUAAAAAAUAGAAUAUU
Messenger RNA from Drosophila serrata, 1938 nucleotides. Its product is annotated as UNC93-like protein MFSD11. Lineage: Eukaryota; Metazoa; Arthropoda; Insecta; Diptera; Drosophilidae. The record is from RefSeq and is a predicted model, not a curated record.